AUGGGAACCUGUCUGGAUUGGCUGAGUCUUCUGAAUGCUCUCAAUGUGACCCUGGGACCUAUUGUAUGGGGUCAGGAAAUGUGUCACCAACUGGCUCUUGCAGUGCUGGAUUCUUGUGUUUUGGAGGAGCCGUCCUUCCCUCCCCAAAUGAUAAUGAGACUGGAAUACCGUGUGCAACUGGGUCUUACUGUCCAGCUGGAAUCAGUGGACCCUGCUUGCCAGGGUUUUACUGCAGUGAAGGAUCUCAGACUUCAGCUCCCGUGUCAGCCGUGUAUGGUGAUAUUUGUCCUCCAGGUCACUACUGUGAAAUUGGUAGUGCUGUGCCAACUCCAUGCCCAGUGGGCAGCCGGCGCCCUGAUAGUGGGGGAAAGGGCACAGAUGAUUGCAUGCCUUGCCCUGGAGGUCAGUUUCAGGAUCAGAAGGGACAGAGUGAGUGUAAACCCUGUCCUCCAGGUUUCCAUUGCAUCAACCUCACAAGAGGCUUUAUGGGGGUCAGCACUCCUUUGGUCUGUCCUGAAGGCUUUUACUGCCCCAAUGAGACUCAGUCUGGAAACCCAGUUCCAUGUCCCAAAGGCACAUACCGUGAUUCUCUUGGCCUCAUUUCAGCAGAGCAGUGCCUGUUGUGUCCUAUGGGACAUUUCUGCGGUUCAGAUGGACUCUCUGAGCCCUCGGGGGCCCUGUGCCCCUGGAUUCCUCUGUUUUGUGCAGGCCACAGUUCCCAACCCCACUGACAACAGCACUGGCACUUUGUGUCCACCAGGGGCAUACUGCCUUCUGGGAACAAGAGCAGGUGAAUGUUCUGCGGGCUACUACUGUGACUGGGGCUCCAACAGUCCGGAGCAGAGCCUCUGUCCUGCCAGUUUCUAUUGCCCCACAGGCACACACAAGCCCCUGGCCUGCACUGCAGGCACUUACAGCUCCGUUAUGGGCAACAGUCACCGAGAAAAUUGUGAGCCAUGUCUAUUAGGCUACUACUGUCAGGGGGAAGCAGUAGCAGAGCCUCUUCCAUGUCCACCGGGGCAUUUCUGCCCCACAGGCACAUCACAGGGCACUCAGUUCCUCUGCCCUCCAGGAACAAUGCAGCCACAGUCUGGGACAGCAUGUUUUGUGCUCGCCAUGGUCUUUCAGAGCCUACAGGGCGCUGCCAGGAUGGAUUUCACUGCCCUUCGGGGUGCCACAAGUCCCAACGGCACUGGAAACAUUGAAUCUACAGGCAACAGCAUGUGCCCGCUUGGCCAUUAUUGCCCAACUGGUAUCGGCUCUCCUCUCCCAUGCCCCGCUGGAACAUUCUCCAGCUCCCCAGGGUUGAGUGGGGCGGAGCAGUGUCAACCGUGUCCUCCUGGGUACUUCUGUGAGCAAACUGCUAUGGUGUAUCCAUCAGAAGCAGCUCUCUGUGAUGCUGGAUAUGUGUGUAUCAAUGGCAGUCGUAGUGCUCGACCGGUAGAUGGACUACAGGGUUAUAUUUGUCCGAGCAGACACAGUUGCCCCAUUGGUACUCCAUUGGAAGUGCCUUGUGAGCCUGGCACAUACAGCAGUGCUCCUGGUGCCGCCCACUGUCUCUCAUGCCCAGCUGGCACUAUGUGUCCUUCCCCUGGCACACAGGAGCCAUCCCCAUGUCCCAUGGGUCAUUUUUGCCCUGUUGGCACUGCUGCAGCUGUACCCUGUCCUGUGGGCACACUGGGACAGGUUACCAGGGCUCAGUCGGAGGCUGCCUGUGUGCCCUGCCCUACUGGCCUCUACUGCAGUUCACCUGGAACAUCACAACCACAGGGCCAGUGCCAGCAGGGUUAUUUUUGCCAAGGAGGGUCUCCAAAUCCUGCUCCUCUGAAUAUAACUGGCUACCUCAGGAAUGGCCCCUGUCCGCAAGGUCACUUUUGCCCUUCUGGAACCCUAAUGCCUCUGCCUUGCCCAGCAGGCAGCAUUCGUAACCUCACAGGGGGUUACUCCAUAGAAAGCUGUCUUCCCUGUCCAGCAGGGCAUUACUGUGCUAGCGAGGGCCUGGAUGCUCCAACUGGACCCUGUGCUGCAGGCUUUUACUGCCCCGUAGACUUCUCCUCCACCACUCCGCAUGCCUUCCUCUGCCCCAAGGGUCAUUACUGUCCCUUGGGCUCAGCCCUGGCCUUGCCCUGCCCCACGGGACAGUACCAGCCGAAUCCGGGCUCGGAUAACUGCAUCCCCUGCCGUCCAGGCUAUUACUGUGAGGAGGCAAUUAUCGGAGAUCCCCGGCCUUGCCCGCCACACUCCUACUGCCCUGCAGCAACAAUGGUUCCUCAGCCCUGUCCCAAUGGCACAUACACCCCACUUGAGGUCGGGGGUUUGCAGGAGGAGAGAGAGUGUUUGCCGUGUCCACCAGGAAAGUUCUGCAAGGCUGGCCAGGUGAAAGGCCUGUGCGCUGCUGGAUUCCUGUGCAUCUCUGGCAGUUCAGAGUUCACUCCUCAAGCCGCCUUUCUUCUCAACAGAGACCAGUGUGAGUGGGGAGCACAGUGUACUGGACUGUGUCCUGCUGAGAUGUUCACACUGUCACAGAGUGUGUUUACUCCUGCUCCUGUGUUUGGACAGGCUUUUAUUGCCCUGAAGGCACAGAGGAACCUUUAUCUUGUCCUGCCAACACUAUAA
This is a messenger RNA of Sinocyclocheilus rhinocerous, 2616 nucleotides long. Its product is annotated as multiple epidermal growth factor-like domains protein 11. The transcript has 18 exons. The record is from RefSeq and is a predicted model, not a curated record. The coding region runs from base 1 to 2616 and encodes 871 amino acids. NCBI's taxonomy places the organism in Eukaryota, Metazoa, Chordata, Actinopteri, Cypriniformes, Cyprinidae.